Messenger RNA from Puccinia triticina, 348 nucleotides. RefSeq lists its product as uncharacterized. The coding region runs from base 1 to 348 and encodes 115 amino acids. The record is from RefSeq and is a predicted model, not a curated record. NCBI's taxonomy places the organism in Eukaryota, Fungi, Basidiomycota, Pucciniomycetes, Pucciniales, Pucciniaceae. The transcript has 2 exons.
AUGGUGAACAACUGGAUGAAUAAACUCGAGGCUGAUAUGAAAUCAAUGGCCUUCUUCCAUCAAGUCAAAGGUUUCUAUGUGUUAGCUUCGCGACAUCCAAACAGUACAAUUUUCCACAAGGGCGGGUCACCCCUUGGUCAGGCCUUUCUCGAGAUGAUUGCAACAUCACAAGAUGCUGCUGGGCACUUUCACACCUGGGUUGCCGCACAAGCAAUCCAAAUUGCAAAUGGUGUUAGGGUGGUUCAAUUUCCAAAAACGACAAACGCUAUCGACUCAGUGGCGGCUUUGAAUGAUGCAAGCCAACCAAAAGAUUUUGGUAUGUUUGCCAAUUUUGAAUUCCCCUUCUGA